Melanotaenia boesemani (Boeseman's rainbowfish) is the source of this 5819-nucleotide messenger RNA. RefSeq names its product rho GTPase-activating protein 6-like. The record is from RefSeq and is a predicted model, not a curated record. Gene Ontology annotation, biological process: signal transduction. The transcript is spliced from 14 exons. Bases 170 to 2872 code for a protein of 900 amino acids. NCBI's taxonomy places the organism in Eukaryota, Metazoa, Chordata, Actinopteri, Atheriniformes, Melanotaeniidae.
UUUGAGGCGUCCCAACUUUACGCAACGUCUCCAGAUUUUCACCAGCUUAUAUUUAGAGGAUUCGUUUCCUUUUUAAUGGGGCAUCCUUAAACUCAGGCGUUCUUAUCCGUUUGGAGGAGAUUUAGACCGAAGUUUUGAGCGGAGCUGAUGUGAGAUCCAAAAAGGAGACAUGUCAGCCGCACAAGGACUUCUCAACAGCGUGUUCUCUUGCUCAUCUCCUGCCUCCAAAGCCAUAGCCAAGCGGCGGCUGCGCCAGACCCGCAGUCUGGACCCUGCUAUCAUUAGACACUGCGGCACCGGUACCGAUGGCGUGAGUGGCGCACAAUUUUUAGCGGCAGCAGCGGCGGCGGAGGACGCAGGUGCGUCUCCGGAGCGCUUAGCUGUAAAACCAGCUUUACGCACCAAGAUCCCGACGCUUAAGGAACCCAUUACGCCUUCAAUCUCCACUCCUUCCAUACCAUUGGAUGUCUCUCCAUCCUCCAACUUCCACUUUGACUAUGAUAUAGUGAAACAUGCUAAAAGGAAUACCGCCGGGGAUUUACCGUUUAUGGUGAGGGGAGCAGCGUCCGGAAGCACCGGCACGCUCUUUUCUCCACGGAGAUGGCUCCAGAGGAAAGUGCAACCAACCUGCCCUCACGCUUACGUUGUUUGGAAAUCAGAGGGUGAUUUCACCUGGAGCAGCCUGUCGGGGCGGAGCGUUCGUCUGACGCCAGUUGCCAUCCAGAGCCUGUCAGAGCUGGAGAGGGCCAGGCUGCAGGAAGUGGCCUACACCCGUUUACUCCAGGACUAUGACCUUGGAUGUCAGAUAACGAUGCCAAAAGAUGGACAGAAGAGGAAAAAGUCACUGAGAAGGAAGCUGGACUCCUUGGCAAAAGAGAAGAGUAAGGACAAAGAAUGCAUACCGCAAGCCUUCAGCAUAACCCUCUCCCAGGUCAUUGCUAAUGACAGAACACACAGGCAGCGUCAGGAUGGUUAUCGUCAAGACCAUCUGCAGCGGGAGGAGCACAAAGACUCCUCCGAUCUUGUUUCAUCCAUUUUACAGUUUGCCACAAAGCGGCCAUCCAACAAGGAGUUAUCCAGCAGUAACUCCUCACUGAGUUCCACAUCAGAGACAGCCAAUGAGUCGACAUCCCCAAACACUCCUGAAUCUGCACCACGAGCCCGCAGGAGGGGAGGCAUGUCAGUGGACUCCAUCACAGACCUGGACGACAACCAGUCUCGUCUUCUUGAGGCACUACAGCUCUCCCUGCCGACUGAAACGCCCAACAAAAAGGAAAAGCACAGGGACAAACGGCUGAGCCUGAAUCCCAUCUACCGUCAGGUACCCCGGGUGGUCGACAGUUGCUGUCAGCAUAUCGAGAAAUAUGGUUUGCAGACUGUGGGGAUAUUUAGAGUGGGAAGCUCGAAGAAAAGAGUCCGACAGUUGCGUGAGGAGUUUGAUCGUGGUGUUGACGUCCAACUGGACGAGGAGCAUAGCGUUCAUGAUGUGGCAGCUCUGCUGAAGGAGUUCCUCAGGGACAUGCCUGACCCUCUUCUGACCAAGGAGCUCUACACAGCCUUUAUUAACACCACACUGUUGCACUCCGAUGAGCAGCAGAGUGUCACUCAGCUUCUGGUCUACCUGCUCCCAGCAUGCAACAGUGACACUCUCCACCGCCUUCUGGAGUUCCUGUCCACUGUGGCUGACCACGCCCAUGACCAGCAAGACAAAGACGGACAUGAGAUCACAGGGAACAAGAUGACGUCUUUAAACCUUGCUACCAUCUUCGGGCCCAACCUGCUCCACAAGCAGAAGAGUUCGGACAAGGAGUUCAGCGUCCAGAGCUCAGCCAGGGCGGAAGAGAGCACAGCUGUCAUUGCUGUCCUGCAAAGGAUGAUUGCUAGCUACCAAAUGCUCUUCAUGGUGCCCCCUGAUCUGCAAAAUGAAGUUUUGAUGAGCCUCCUGGAGACUGAUCCAGAUGUGGUUGAUUACCUCCUGAGGAGAAAAGCAUCGCAGAGUCCAGACCUGUUGCAAUCAGAGGAGCCCUUCAACCUAAAUGAGCACCAUUCAUCCAGCGAUUCCAACAAGGUGUCCAGUGGUGAAGUAUCACCUUAUGACAACAACUCCCCUGUCCUGAACGAGCGCAGAGGGGAACCAGGGAGCCCGGGUGGUGAUCAGAACUUCCGUGUCCCAGAGCAGUACUCUGUGGUGGGACAGGUGGCUGGCUGGAGCAGAGAGUCUGGAGCCGAUACCUGGGGUUCCAAAGAGGACCAUGCUAACAUUUGGGGUACGUGGCACAGUACUCUCAAACCAGCACUAAAGAACCAACCAUUUACAGGUUCCCAUGGCAACAUGUCAGAGGGAAGCUCCCGCAGCUCACAGGAAGGUCUUGAUGGACCCCAUGGUGAUAUCAAGCAGCAGACAAUAGUUCAACGGACUCAGACAGCGCCUGGCAUUGCUGAGUACAGACCCCACCCACCGGUCACCCGGGUGUGCACUAGUCCUAACGUGAAGACGAGGCUACCUCGGCUGCAGCUGAACAUCAACCCCUCCGUGUCUUCACACCUCAACAGCACACAGGGGCUCCAGCGACCAAGCGGACAAGAAGUUAACUCGACCUCCAGACUUCAAGGUGGGGCAAAAAAUGCCAGUGAAAGUCCCCGCUCUCCUCCCCCAUACAACGCCCAGCACCGAUUGGCUAGCUCACAAAGUUCUCCUCAGCUUGUGACAUCUCAGAAGCCGAGCGCGGUGCAGAGUAACUCAGGCUCAGCCAGGGAGCCUCAAAUGGUGCCACAGGGUCCAGAGUGGCAGGACUGGCAGAGGGAACGGUGGCAGAUCUGGCAACUGCUAUCAUCAGACAAUGCUGACACACUGCCUGAAACACUGGUGUGAUCUCAGACUACAAACUCUCUCUGAGUUCCUCUGGAGCCUCUACCCCAGAAGCCAACCAUUGGCAUGAUCAAACCCCUCUAAUGACAAUCACUUGUUCUUAUCAUUUUGUUUCCUUUGACUUGCCUUUCCUGACAUCUCCUUUUCUAAAACCCUCUGUCCUGUCCUGCAUCUUAACACCAUGGCAUUGUUGUUUACGUGUGCAGCUGCUGCCUCAAACAGACUUUCACAUUCAAGAGCCACUAGCAUUUCUCUUGUAUAGAUGCUAAGAAGUAGCUUCUGGCCCAUAUGUUUUGUCCAUCAUGUCUUUGUAACUUAGGAGCAUUAAAGAAAUGCUCACCAGAAAUACCUCAAAAAAAAUCCUUUCAGAGCAUCACCACAUUUUUUUUGUUCCGAAUGAGUUCAGCAUUCUCAGUGUAGAAGAAAAUAAUUGAUUCUUUUUAUAAUAUUUGCAUUAUUCCCCUUACAGACACUAAGAUGUACACAUUAGUAUUUGCUGCUAAAUGUAGACUUUUUAUGUGCAUACUAUUAAUGUAAAUUUGCCACGUCUUUCUAAAAAGAUCAAAUGCUGAAUGACCUUUCAGUGUCAGAUUAUGUUGGACUGUAAAUAUAUGUGCAUACACUAACUGUUGACAAACACGCAUGAAAAUUACAUGUAAAUUGAUAUGUAAAAUCAAUAAUUCGCCUCUAAGUAUCUACCUAAAAACAAGUCAGACACGUAACCGCCAGUUUUUGUCUUUAACAAUAAAUGUAAAACCAUUCAUUUGUAGCUUAAACAUAAUUAUAAAGCACUCAGCUGUGAUGUUGGUCAUGUGUGCUCCUGCCACCUGCUGCAUAGCAAGAACAAUGUGCCAAAGCCUGUUUUCUCCUCACACCAGGAUGUUUGUCAUGCAUUUUUUAUGUUUGUUUCAGGCUUGAUAAAAGUGCAGCAUUUCGUCAAGAAUCUGAAAAAAGGAAGAUUUCUUCAUUAUUUCAAAUGAUUACAAUACAGCAAUUUUUAAACGUAAAAGUUUAGAUGUACAUCAAUUGGUCGCCUGAAUGCCUUUGUAAUAAUUAUUCAUGUCUGAGCAUAUUUAAAUAUACCAGGACAGUAAGAAAGUAUCUAACAGUUCUUAAAAUGAAGUGAAGACAACCUCAUCAGAUGUAUUUUGCUGUCUCAUUAUUUAUUUAGCAAAAACUAAGCCAACAUGCAGGAGCAGUGUGUGGUAAACUAAGUAUUCGCCAUGAUUCAGUAACAUGUAGAACCACUAGCUGCAGUAAUGGAAUAAUAGAUUUGUGUAGGAUGUUUUUAGUAUCCUAAAUCAUUGUGGAGGAAUUUUGGAGUCAUUUUGGCUAGUUUGAGCCAAGAUUUAGCUAUCAGAUAGCCUCAUGUUUGAAUCAAGUAUACUUUGGUAUACAGAAAAGUUCAUGGUCAACUCAGUGACUGCAAGUUAUCCAGAUCCUGUGGCUGUAAAACAAGCCCAAAUCCUCAUUCAUCCACCUGCCCAGUUUUUUGCAGUUUCGCUGAGCAUUGACAGGUCUGACCUUGUGGUGAGCUUACCGGGAUGUUGAUCCUGACAGCUGUCUGAAGUGUUUUCUACUUCUGAAUAAUCAUUUUCACACUAGAAUAAUGAACUCCAAAUUGUUUUACAAUGAGAACCCUGAGAACCCUUCCCAUAAUGGGCACAGACAACUGCUUCUCUAAGACACCUGAAUGCUCCAGACCAAGCUACAACGUACCCUUUUAUUCUUAUGGAUUCAGUGUGGACAUUUUUAGUUUUCUUAGGUUUUGUUAAAAAAACAAAAACAGACUACCAAUGUGUUUUUGAGGUUGCAUUUAUCUAAUUUUAAGACUUAUUAUGACCUGAUUUUUUAUUAUUAUAUCCUCACGUAAAACAUGAACGUCCCCCUUUUCAGUUGACAGCAUGACAAAUUCUAUUUUUAUACUUAGCUGUUUAAAAAGAUGUAAACAAUAGAUUUCACUACAGAAAGUGUUUGCUAACAUUGAGGAGCAAAUUAUUUUCUUACCAAAAAAGGAGACUUAUUCUCUCAUGGCCACAUUUGUUUAAAUAACACAUAGAUACAGCAUCCUGUUGCUGCUUAGCUGAUAUUAAAUUGAUUAUCCAAAGUAGGAUUCAUUUCCUAAGAGGCUUGUUUAAUUGUAUUUUUAUAGGGCUUUUUAUGGAAUAUUUUAAGUAAUUUUGUAUUACUAAAAUUAGGUGAAAUCUCACUUUCUCACUCCAGCUCCUCUAAAAUGUCAGAUCAAAGUGGGUAUUUGCUGGCAAAUAUGUCACAUUUUCUCUAGUUUAGGUGUAAUAUUUGCUCAUUUGCAGCAUCAAAUGUGUUAACGCAUGAUUUGACAUUUUAGGGAGUCAAGAGCCUCAUGUGUGCAAGGAUUGGGACGGUGAUGGCAAUGCUUAUGGCGCCAUCUAUCGCCAGACUGUGCGCACCAGCACAUUGCUGCUUACGGUUGUCAUCUGUUUCCAUGGUAAUCCACCCAACAAUCUGCACCCAGCUUAGAGUCAAGGCAUGUGAUUACAAGCACCUUUUUGUGAAAAUGUGCAAAUCUGUGUGAAAAAUAAAAGUGCCGUAACUCCUGUCCAUUAAUGUUGCAUCUCCUUGCAAUGCUUAAGUUUCAUGUUUGAUGUUUUUUGUAUUGCUUGUUGUGUCUGGAGUGUUGUAAUGUAUAAAUAAAAUAAAACAUCCAUUUUUAUUCAAGAAGAAGAAGAAGAAAAAAUUAAUCCUCAUGGUCCUAGUUUUCCUCAAAUCAUGUUGAUGUUUGUCUUGUUGACUUCACCCUGGAACUACCAGUAUUAUUGUUUGUUUUGGUUUUUUGUAAUUUUUUUCUUAAUUUUUUUUAAUAUUUUGGUGGGUUUAACUGGGUCCAAAUUGUACUUAAAUGUUCGUUAACUGCUUUUGUACUGCGUGUCAUCAUCAACUUAUGCUACAGUGGAAUUAAAUAUAAAGUUUA